Molecule: messenger RNA, 2623 nt
Organism: Ciona intestinalis (vase tunicate)
Lineage: Eukaryota; Metazoa; Chordata; Ascidiacea; Phlebobranchia; Cionidae
Source: RefSeq
UUAACGUUAAAGAUUUAGGAAUUAUCAACGUUCAGUUGGCGUUGUUUCUCCAAUAAAAUGUCUUUUCCUAGAGCGGCAUUAAAAAGAUUUAAUGAAGCGAAAGAUUCUGGCCCUCCUCCUGGCCACUACACCGUAAAACAGCCAGAAAAGAACCUUGGAACAUUUAAAUUUGAGCAUGCUGGUGAAAGAUUUAAAUCAAUGGAGUCAAUUCCAGAUGAAAGUGUACAAGCUGAUAAUAAUACUUUCACAGCUCCUGUUCCCCCAAUAACUAACAGCAAGAAAAAGUUAAACUUUUCUGGCUCAGAAAAUAAAAAGCCAGAAAAAAGAAGAACACCAGUGAAAAGUUCACCUAAUGUUGUUUCAAAAGAAAAGCAAGCCUAUGAAAGGGAGAUUCGUCAGCUGUUACAGCAGUGUAGUGACAGGGAAGCCGACAUCAAACGUCAUAAACUUGAAAUCCAGCGGUUUGAGGGAAAAGUUAGCAUUCUAACCAAGGAUAAGAUUUCACUUGAAAGCAAUACAAGCCUUAUGGAGAAAAGUAUAGCAGCACUGACUAAGAAAAAUGAGUUUCUUAUAGCUCAGUGUGAAAAAGAGAAGAAAAAGGAAAACAGUGAGUUGGACCUUAAAAAACUAAAAACUCAAAUUUUGUCAAUGAAGCAGCAAAGUGAUAGAGACAAAAUGAAAAUUGCCAACUUGGAGGCGGACCUGGAUGCUGCUAGGUCAAGGAUUAUGGCUUUGCGAGAUGCAAACAAAGUGUUAGAGCAACUAAACCUUGAAAUUGAAAAGCAUGGAAGUGAUGUAUCCGUGCAGGUGGAAAGAUUACAAGGAUUGGUGGAUAAACUCAGAGAAGAAAACGCUCGACUUCAGGAUGAAGGAGAAGAUACUAAAUUAAAGCUCACAGAGAUUCAAGAAGAGUUUAAUGAAAAACUACAGUGUGUGCUCCAAGAACGUAUGAAGGAAUGUGAAAAUAAGACACAGGCUGCCAAUAAGCAAGUUGCAGAAUUGCAAACCAACAUACAAGAUGCAGAUGCAAAGCUUGAGGAAUUGUCAGAAACAGUGAACUUAUUGCAGUGUGAAAAGUCUGACAUGCAUGCAGUGAAUGUAAAGUUGCAACAACAUAUAUCUGAAACUGAACAACGAUGUGAAACAUUUGCUGCAGAGGAAAGUGAGCGAAAAAAUGAAUUAAAGAAGAGAAUUAUGGAAGUGGAAACCGCUCAAGUGGAAAUUGAAAAUCUUCAAAAGGAAUUGAAAGAAAACAAGGAGAAGCAUGAAAGCGUUUUGAAGGAGACUGACGAAAGACGCGCCGAAGCACUUGAAGAAUCAAGGGCUCUGAAUAAGAAGCUAGAUGCAUUGGCGAAAUGUGAAGCCGAAUUGUCGCAAGAAGUUUCCAACAAAACUUCCGAAACCGAACAACUUCGUGGGCAGCUUGAGUCGGUGACGUCAUCUAAGAACGAUUUAGCCCAAGAGGUGGAAACUAUAAAAAAAGAGCUUGGCUUGCUGCGUGCGGACCACAUGGAAAAAUCAAAAAAGCUAAACGAAGUGGAAACAGAGAAGAAAACGUUGAUGGAACAGUUGGAUGAUAAUAAACAUCAACUUGAAAGACACAAGGAAGCGUCAAUGACGUCUGAGGCGAAAUAUCUCGAUUUGGAAAAGCAGUUUGCAUCAGCUAAUCAGAAUGCUAUGGCGAUAAAAAUGCGGGAGGAGAAGUUGAGAUUGGAGGUGGAGGAUGCAAGGAUGACAUGGAAGCAGGAAGAGGAAGGGCAUCAUGAGAAACUCAAGGAGUUUACAAGGAGGAUUUUGGACACGCAGAAAAAACUGAACCAGCGUGAAAAUGAAGUGAAAACUUUAACAGAAGAAUUAGUGAGCAUUAAGAGAGCUAUGGAUGAUUUGAAUGAUAAAUCCAAUGAACAAUGUCGAAACUCGGAAGUUGAAAUAUCAAGUUUGAAAGCUAAAAACGAGCAACUUGAGUGUGACGUCACAAAGCUGACCGAAGGAAUUAACGAGCUGAAGGAGGCGGUAGAAAGCAAGGGAAAUGCGGACGAAACAGAAAAAUGGAAGACAUUGUAUGAGGAGUUAUUGGAGAAAGUGAAGCCUUUCCAGGGUCAGCUUGACGCCUACUCAGCAGAGAAAGCGAUGCUUUUGUCCGAAACAUCUGCUGCUCAAGCUGAAACUACUAGACUUGGUCUAAAGUAUGCGGAGUUACUUGGCCAUCAGAACCAACGGCAGAAAAUUAAACAUAUCGUGAAAAUCAAGGAAGAAAGUGUUGCAUUGAAACAGGAAAACACAAAAUUGCGAAACCAAGUAUCUCUGCUGACGAAGCAAGUCGUAAAAUCCCGUAAACCUGUGUUCGACCCUGCUACUGCAUUUCAACAUCAUAAAGAGAACGCCAACCCCAACUAAAGGCCUUUUUGAUUUAAAGUAAUUUAUCGAUUUUAUUUUUUACUUGGAUAUCGCAGAGCGUCUGCAAUAGUAUUUUGCGUUGUCGUUUUCAUGCUGGCUCAGUAUGUUUGUUAUUGCCGAUACGAGCAAUUUUUUUGCUGAUUUUAUUCGUUUUGCUGUUACAAAUCAUUUGUAUUAUUAACCGAUGCUUGCGAGACGACACUCAAAUAAAUUUACUUUAAAUUAA